This is a messenger RNA of Perkinsus marinus ATCC 50983, 534 nucleotides long. RefSeq lists its product as hypothetical. The annotation marks the transcript as partial. NCBI's taxonomy places the organism in Eukaryota, Perkinsozoa, Perkinsida, Perkinsidae. The record is from RefSeq and is a predicted model, not a curated record. The transcript has 4 exons.
AUGCCAUCACUUCCCAUUUUUAUUGAUACACAAUCCACCCUGCCGCCCCCUCGUCGACGCAUUUCGAAAGGCGGCCUCGUACCGAGGGAGGAAUUGGAGGAGGUGAAGGAGCAGGCGGAACGGGCCUUCCAGGAGCUGCGACAACAAGCUGAUGAGGAUAUACGCCAUCUUCAAUUGGAGGACCGAUUCACAAUAUGCCCGAGCCUUGGGUCGACUGGAGCUUGUGGUUUUGGCCUGUUUGAUGGCACAGCAGGGGACUUCGCAGCAGAGAAUGUGAAGCGACUAGUGUUCGGUCAUCUGGUACAUACAAGGGGAUGGAAUGAGUUCGAGACCCUCGAGAAAGACGCCAACGAGAGUCGGUCCAAAAGGAAGUGGAUGAGGGAGAAGUGCUGCUUGGAAUCUGCUAUGAACGAUAUGUUUGUGAGAUCAGACGUUGAAUUGAUGCACUUAUGUGGUGCUGAGGGAAUUCACUAUGCGGCCAGCACUGGGGUAUGCGCUGUGAUUACUAAAGAACACUUGGCCGUAGGCCAUUUG